Triticum turgidum subsp. durum (durum wheat) is the source of this 399-nucleotide messenger RNA. Lineage: Eukaryota; Viridiplantae; Streptophyta; Magnoliopsida; Poales; Poaceae. The record is from the annotation of a GenBank genome assembly.
AUGCUCGAGUACUGCGAGGUGAGCCGCCGCCGCUCCGGUGGCGGGGGCGAGGUGUUGUUCCUGAGGUACGAGGAGAUGCUGCGCGACCUGGCGGCGAACCUGAAGACAACGGUGGAGUUCAUGGGAUGCGGCUUCUCCGAGGAGGAGCUGGCGCGAGGGGUGGUGGAGGAUAUCGUGGAUCUUUGUAGCAUUGAGAAGCUCAGGAACAUGGAGGCCAACAGGGACGGGCGGCGGAACGUGUCGGGCAUCAGGAGCGACGCUUUCUUCCGGAAGGGGGUCGUCGGGGACUGGAGCAACCAUAUGUCGCCGGAGAUGGGGAAGAUGCUGGACGAGAUCGUGGAGGACGUGCUCCAGGGGUCUGGGUUCAGCUUCGCGGGCUCAGCUGCGGCGAGCCACUAA